Molecule: messenger RNA, 1437 nt
Organism: Suillus fuscotomentosus
Lineage: Eukaryota; Fungi; Basidiomycota; Agaricomycetes; Boletales; Suillaceae
Exons: 8
Coding region: 1-1437 (478 amino acids)
Source: RefSeq, a predicted model, not a curated record
AUGUUUGAUCCCAUCCCGAACCAAUACUCCGCACCUGCACUGAAAUUGUUCCUCAUUCAGAAGGGUCUGACAGAGGGGAGGGCGAUAAGCACAAUGUGGGGCAUGUUCUCAGCAUUCAAGGAUCUGUGCAAGGGCGAGAUAUUCUGUGGGCCAUAUCACUGCAAUGAGGUGACUGGAGUUGUGACAGGGAACCCUGCCUUAUCAGCCGCAGUGCAAGAUAUGAUGGAGAUCCUCAAGAAUAAUGAGGGUGCUGAAGGCAGUACAAGAAACCAUGCAUCAGCAAUGACAAUCGAGGACAUGCAAAAGCUCAUGUCCUUGUCCUAUGACCAAUGUACUGACAAGCUUCGCCACCUGAUGGUCCAAGCUUUCUCGAUGACUGGAUUUACUAUCUGGACAAAUCGCAAGGGCUGGCAGCAAAAAGGGGAGACUGAUGGUGUACUCGAAGGUCACAAAUACAAAGUCUAUUCCCAGCCACAUACCCCAGAGAUCUGCACCAAUGGUGUCAUCUACCCAACUGAUGAGCUGUCAUAUGAUGCCAUGAUGAAGAUGCUCACAUGGAUCUGCACAGAGGCAGUGCUGGUAUCUAGGUACACGAGUCACUGCUCCUGUCGAGGUGGUGCAAGGUACCGCUUUAUGUUUGCACCGCUCGGUCAGCACUGGUCACUGGCAACAAUAAGGUGGUGGGGGGCAUGGGCAGAAGGAGAGUGUGUUGACACCCUGAUUCGCUACCUCUUGGAUGAGCUCACCCGCUAUGAGAAGAACCAUCAUGAUGCCUUGUGCCCAAUUCCAUGCAAGGCUGAAAGAAGCUUCAAUGGGGACCACAUAUUUACUGCACCUGUCACUGCCACUGAAGCCUGGGAGCUGAAGAUGUCCUUUGACCGUCAGCUAGAUUCCCUAUCCGGCAAAGUUGAGGCUGUGUUGGACAAGCUCAUACUUGCCUCAUCAAAUCAAGUCAAAGUUGCAAAACCUCCUCUGGCAUCUUUGUUGCCUGCCAUCCCACCAGCCCAUGCUCACAAUACUCAUGGUUGUGCAGGCAAAGCUGCACCCAUUCCAGGCAUCGGCAUUCCUCACCUACCAUGUGGCCCAGAUGCAUGGCACAUAGCUGUCAAGCAGUGGGAAGAUCCAGCUGCCUCCAUUGGCAGCAAGGCAUUGAAGGACUGGCCAGAGGACUGGUACUCUGGCGCAAUGUGUACCAUUACCAGUGUGAAGCGCAACAUGCGCAAAGUGAUUGCACUUGAGUUCAACCAGAUGGGGAGCGAUGAAUUGGCAUUCCUGGUAGCCUACCCUAAGGCAAGCCAUGGUGCAAAGCCACUUUUCAACACGAUCCAGCACAAAUGCGAGGAGCACAGUGAGCUAAUCGGUCAGAAGAGCAAGAACAGCCACCCAAAAGACCGUGUCGCAUCAGCAACCACUCCAAGCUCAAGCACCCUCAGUUGA